Messenger RNA from Hypoxylon trugodes, 1515 nucleotides. RefSeq names its product DHH phosphoesterase. The record is from RefSeq and is a predicted model, not a curated record. The transcript has 2 exons. The coding region runs from base 1 to 1515 and encodes 504 amino acids. Lineage: Eukaryota; Fungi; Ascomycota; Sordariomycetes; Xylariales; Hypoxylaceae.
AUGAAUCUUAUGAGAGCUGGCAUACAUAAUAUUGGUUCAUCAAGAGUACUCAAACAUCUUGCUCAAAGAGAAAGCCUUAAUGCUACCAAACAGAUAAACAGACGAUUCGCUUCAUUUAAAGCGCAACGGUCAGCAGAAACCAAAACGAUACCGACCUAUUAUCUUGAGAUGAAACGUAGCGCAUCGUCGUCCACUAAAGCCACCUCGAGGGCUAAGAAACCUCGCGCUGAGGUACCUGAAUACCACUUAACACCUCCUGUACGAGAUGAAUCAGGCAAAAUUAUAUGGCCAGCUCCCAGAGCGCAGAUUGAACGGGCUCGGAGUUUCAUUUUAGAGUGGCACGUCCUCGCUUCGGCGAAAAAGAAGACAUUGAUUGUACCAGAUAAGGACGCUGAUGGGUUGACUUCGGGUGCUAUAUUACAGAAGACACUGGUGCUAUUAGGCCUGGAGCCGAAUCUAAUAGUGGCGCAUCUACUGCAGAAGGGGCACAAUAUCCAUGAUGAGAGCGAGCGUACUGCUAUGGCUACGCAUAAGUCGGAGUACAUAUUUGUCCUUGAUCAGGGCUCUCGAAAAUCACCUCCGGUCAUUAAUGGCUCUCAUAAGGCGCUGGUAAUCGACCACCAUUGGGCGCUAGACGACGAUUUCCCUGAAAAUUCAGGACAUGUCUCAGCAUGCCACUCACCGCCAGUAGCCACAAGUUCACUGCUUACUUACCACAUAUGUAAUGAACUACACGAUAAAGUCCACGACACCUGCGAUUGGUUAUGCGCAAUGGGAACCCACGGAGAUUUAGGAAAUACGCUGAAAUGGGAGCCGCCGUUUCCAGAUAUGAAAGCAACUUUCAAGACGUAUACAAAGAAAGCGAUAAACGAAGCCGUAUCGCUUAUAAAUGCCCCUCGCCGAACAGCAACAUACGAUGUUACGGCGGCUUGGGAUGCGCUAACUGCUGCUGGCUCUCCCUCGGAGUUACUGAAAAGCGAGAGCCUUCUGGCUGCUAGGGCUGAAGUAAACGCUGAAGUAGAGCGCUGUACGCACACAGCCCCUAAAUUUUCAGGCGAUGCUAAGAUCGCUGUAUUCCGCAUCAACUCCGCUGCGCAGAUUCACCCAGUCAUAGCGACACGCUGGGCUGGACAUCUGCAAUCGCCGAAGUUAGAAGUAAUUCUAGUAGCUAAUGAGGGUUAUCUCCCCAGCAUGGUCAACUUCUCAUGUCGGAUACCCCGAAGUGCACGGUCGAGGGAUCCGCCGGUGAAUAUUAUCGAAGUGCUAAAGGGAACUGCUGACAAGGCGCCGAACCCGACUUUGCGGGAGAGACUUGGUGAGUCGUUUGCGAGGGGACAUAAGGAGGCGAGCGGAGGUAUUGUCCCCAAGGCGGAGUUUGAAGAGCUUAUGGAUAUUCUGGAGAUUGGGAAGAAGCUUGACAGUAGUAGCGGUAGUAGUCCGAAAAAAGCGAAGGAUGCGGUACCGAAACAGUCGAAUACUCUUACGAAUUAUUUCAGCAAACAAGCUGCUAUAUGA